GACCUAUAUUUUAUAGAACAUUUGUGUAGCAGUACAUUUCUGACCAAUUUCAAAUAGGUUACAAACCACUCAGCUUAAUGUGAAUUAAGUUGUUACCAUCUACCAGUGUCACUUAUUUGACAUAAAUACCACUACUCAUUCAAUAAUUAACCAAAAUGACUCUGUAGGCUAAAAUAUAGCCUACUAGUCAGCCAAUACAGGAGGCCAUAGGUAAUUAGUUUACCUUGUGUUGGGUUGUAUUUUUUAUAACGCUGACCCUGUGGCGAGGUGUUUUCACAACCGCCCUUUCGAGAUAAAAACAACACUCGAGACAACCUCGAGUGAACUUCACCGAGUUUUCUGAUUCAUGUGAAGUGUUACGUUGGGCAGCGGUCUGAGGUGCGUCAUACAUUCCUUAAUAAAACACUGCGUGAACUUCAUCGUUCGCACGAGUUUCUUUUCCACGUGGAGUGGAAUAGUCGGGAGCGGCCUGAGGUGUGUCAUAUAUUCCUUACACCAAUCAGACAGCACAUGUUUCUCCCGCGAUGACGUUUGAAUUUUUUCCAGUCGAAAACCUGAUAAUUCUGACUGGUGAGGAGAUGUCAGCACAGUGCAGAGGCAGUAGGCUAUAUACAUAAUCUAACCAUGUUUAGACCCAAUCAUUUAAAAGAAAAUAUUUCACUAUUUGACUAGCCUACUAACGUAUUGGUCAUCUUCGUCAUUUAGAAAAAAGUCAAGGAAAAAUGUGAGCAAGGCCAAAUGACUCGGUGUGUCUAGCAGUUUUGAGAGCUAUAGUAUGAUGCAAUGUAUUUAUGUUUUUAACUGUUAUUAUAGACCCAUAGGAUCCAUUAGGUGUUCAUUUGGUAUGAGAGGCAGUCACCAGUACCAAUACUUCAGACAUUUCUGACAUGGAGCCACUCCCAGUUCUUUCUAGAAGCCACAGCAUUGUGAGAACCUGUUCAUAGUAGUUCUUCAUGGGGCUUUCUUAUGACUCAUCUGAAAGCUUUUGUUAAUUUCACUAUUACAAAUAGAGGAAGUUGUCUGGUGGUAAAUUGUCUGAUAUGAAAAGAAAAGAAAAAUACACUGCUGAAAGGAAUAGAAACAUCUCGAGCCCCCACCCCUAGCUUCCCCCAUUGUGUGUAUCAUUUCUCUGAAGUUAACCAACUGACCCUGGUGGUUUCCCAGCGCUAUCGGUAUGCCUUGAAAUCUAUUGCUCAAAACAAGGAAAUGAUGCGGAAGGAUGUGCUAGACUUUGACAUUGUGGUAGGAAUAUGGAAUUUGAGCUGAGGUGAGGAUGAGGAAGUUCCCUGUAAUUGAGAAUUUGAAAUAUCUAUUUUCAUCACAGAAUUGUCAAAUAAUUAACUACUAGCCUACACAUAUUUGAGAUGACAUCCUUAUCCUAUAUGAGCCUUUAUGAGAUGUAGAACAGCUGAUAAUUAGAAAAAGGGAGGAGUAUUUACAAGGAUAUACUGCUAUGUAGAUCAAUGUUGUGAAAUGCCACAGACUUGAGAAAGAGUAUGUAAAGAAAUUCACGCCCAGGGUAUCUUCUGAGAACGCUGGUAAACUCUGUUGAGUGUACAGCCUCUAUGUUGUAUCAUUUCAUCUCAACAGUGUUUUUCUAUCGCCCCCUAGAGGUUGCAGUUGGCUACAACAGCUGUCUGGUUAGACUUGCCCGUACAUGUCGCUGGGAGUUUUGCCCAGGCAUGUACUAGACUAGGCCAGCCCAGGGAAGGGUGGACCUUCAUGAAACACUGGUGACUGACCAGAGUUUAAAAAGCUUUGCGCUGUCUGAGUACUGUCAUUAGUUUGAAUAUAGCAGCAGUGAUACUUUGCCAAGGAAAGAAGCGCAACUUGUUGCAGUCAUGUGUAGAAUCAUGUCCUUCCACAAGCGUGUUCUGAGAUCUGUGGGCAAAGGUCCAGUGAGGCGGAACCUGUUUGGGCCAGUGGACCGCAAGCAGCUGCAGCAGGACUACCACACCGCGCUGAAGCAGGACCUGGAGGAGGCAUCACAGCGUUGGGGCUUCAACUUCCUCACGGAGAUGCCCUUGGAUGACAGCAACUUCCUGUGGGAGGGUGUCUCUGGGGAGAAGGUUCCCCUGGUGUACCGCUCCUCCAGAAUCAGGAGGAACCUCGGGUUCUUUAGAGAGGAGUCCACGUUGUCAGAGGCCAGUGUGUCCAUGGAGACGGGUUCAGUUUCGGCAGAGGCCGCACCUGGCAUGUUGCAGAGCGGGAAGGAGAAUGUUCCGGGGACGCCGGAGAAACACACAAACAACCUGCAGGACCUGGAGAGAACCCCAGUGAAGCAGGAUGGCAACAGCAACAUCCUUAAGAGAAAACAAACCAAUAUUACAGAUUUUUACCAGGCAAAGAAAAGGGAUGUUGGUUCGUCCAGAAAAUCAGGCCAGUGAUUGGACGACUGGGAGCGAUUCAGGACACCUCAUUUGCCAGCAGCAAACUCAACAUUUCUCUCAGGACCUCAAAACCCAACAAAAGGCACUGCACACACUUUGAAAACUUACCUAAAGACUUUUACAUAGAAACACCUCAUAGAAACGCCUUUUCCUGCUCCUCUAUGAGUCUUCUCGAAUUCAUGGUUGUCCACCUAACCCCACCAGAUUCCCCUCACUCCCUGUUACUGAAAACCUCACCGUGGAGGACACUCUUGUGUAAUUUUGAUUUCCAAAAGUUUGGGUGUGGUCUUGUAAAAUCAGUGUAGCCUCAUAAUGGGAGAGUGGUCUGGAAACAUGUCUGACUAUGCUCUACCAUGGACCAACGUGAACUUUGCUACUGGUUUUGUGCUGUAUGUAAACUUCCUGAAUUGCAUCACUUACACUAUAUGGCAGUUCUGAGUAAGAUUAUUGUGAGAGCAAGACCAAAUGUAAGUGCUUUUGUUGACUGUGCAAUGCUGCACCCAUACCCUAGGUACCCACAUUCCAUUAUAGAUGAGCAGUGGCAAGACAGCAUCGGAGCAGUGCCUCUGGCAUAUAUUUUUAGCUAAUAUUAAGUGCCACAGCCUCAAGUCCGUUCGGCAAUUGUUUGGAAUUUGAAGGAGUCUUCUAGAAAAAUACAUUACAUUCAUCAAAUAAGCUAAUUCCUCGCACUAAUGCACAGUUUAUUUAUUUCACUAUUACAUUACUAAAAUGACUACCAUUUCCUCCAGCUGCUAUGGUUGACAAUGGGGGAGACAGGCAGCAUCAAAGGCUAAUGACAUUCAGACAGACACCAAUAAAUUAAAUGGCUUUGAAUAAUAUGCACCACCCUGACGAAAGUACCUUGUUUAGUAUCAGCCUGUAGUACCCCAGGAAUUGCACUUAACCUGUUUCUUUGAGUCUUCUAUGUGUAAAGCUUUGUCAAAUAUAAAGUAUAAAUAAAUAAAUAUAUAUAUAUAUGUACAUAUUUAUUGUUAAAUGAGUCUCAUGGUGUUGCUUUCACUUAAUUAUGAGAUGGAAAUAAAAUGAAGUUCACUGUA
This is a messenger RNA of Clupea harengus (Atlantic herring), 3448 nucleotides long. RefSeq names its product cyclin dependent kinase inhibitor 1A (gene cdkn1a). Lineage: Eukaryota; Metazoa; Chordata; Actinopteri; Clupeiformes; Clupeidae. The record is from RefSeq and is a predicted model, not a curated record. Gene Ontology annotation, molecular function: cyclin-dependent protein serine/threonine kinase inhibitor activity. Gene Ontology annotation, cellular component: cyclin-dependent protein kinase holoenzyme complex; nucleus. Gene Ontology annotation, biological process: regulation of G1/S transition of mitotic cell cycle; signal transduction by p53 class mediator; negative regulation of cyclin-dependent protein serine/threonine kinase activity.